This is a messenger RNA of Acomys russatus (golden spiny mouse), 1931 nucleotides long. RefSeq names its product non-POU domain containing octamer binding (gene Nono). Gene Ontology annotation, biological process: regulation of DNA-templated transcription. The record is from RefSeq and is a predicted model, not a curated record. Gene Ontology annotation, molecular function: RNA binding. The coding region runs from base 191 to 1609 and encodes 472 amino acids. Lineage: Eukaryota; Metazoa; Chordata; Mammalia; Rodentia; Muridae. The transcript is spliced from 12 exons. Gene Ontology annotation, cellular component: nucleus.
GACCCCCUCGGGAGGCACCGAAUUCCGUCGGCUCGUUUCCGGCGGUCGCGCGCUCUUUUCUCGGGACGGUGGAGGCCGUGCGGCGUCGCCGUUACUCUGAGCAAAGAACUGUGGGCCGAGGAAGUCGAGGUUAGAGAGGACUGGGAGACAGACACUUUUCUGUGUUCAAAUCAAAGUCAAGGGUGCAGAAAUGCAGAGCAAUAAAGCCUUUAACCUGGAGAAGCAGAACCAUACUCCCAGGAAGCACCAUCAGCAUCACCAUCAGCAGCACCAGCCGCAGCCGCAGCAACAGCAACAGCAGCCGCCCCCUCCAAUGCCUGCCAACGGCCAGCAGGCCAGCAGCCAGAAUGAAGGCUUGACUAUUGACCUAAAGAAUUUUAGGAAACCAGGAGAGAAGACCUUCACCCAACGUAGCCGUCUCUUUGUGGGCAAUCUUCCCCCUGACAUCACUGAGGAGGAAAUGAGGAAACUUUUUGAGAAGUAUGGGAAAGCAGGAGAAGUUUUCAUUCAUAAGGAUAAAGGCUUUGGCUUCAUUCGCUUGGAAACACGAACCCUAGCAGAAAUUGCCAAAGUGGAGCUGGACAAUAUGCCACUCCGUGGAAAGCAGCUGCGCGUGCGCUUUGCUUGUCAUAGUGCAUCCCUUACAGUCCGCAAUCUUCCUCAGUAUGUGUCCAACGAACUGCUGGAAGAAGCCUUUUCCGUGUUUGGCCAGGUGGAGAGAGCUGUGGUCAUUGUAGAUGACCGAGGAAGGCCCUCUGGGAAAGGCAUUGUUGAGUUCUCAGGGAAGCCAGCUGCUCGGAAAGCUCUGGACAGAUGCAGUGAAGGGUCCUUCUUGCUAACCACAUUUCCUCGGCCUGUGACUGUGGAGCCUAUGGACCAGUUAGAUGAUGAAGAGGGACUUCCAGAGAAGCUGGUUAUAAAAAACCAGCAAUUUCACAAGGAGCGAGAACAGCCACCCAGAUUUGCACAGCCCGGGUCCUUUGAAUAUGAGUAUGCCAUGCGCUGGAAGGCACUCAUUGAGAUGGAGAAGCAACAGCAGGAUCAAGUGGACCGUAACAUCAAGGAGGCUCGUGAGAAGCUGGAAAUGGAGAUGGAGGCGGCACGCCAUGAGCACCAGGUUAUGCUAAUGAGGCAGGAUUUGAUGAGGCGUCAAGAAGAGCUCCGGAGAAUGGAGGAGCUGCAUAACCAAGAGGUUCAGAAACGAAAGCAGCUAGAGCUCCGGCAGGAAGAGGAGCGCAGGCGCCGUGAGGAAGAAAUGCGGCGACAACAAGAAGAAAUGAUGCGACGACAGCAGGAAGGAUUCAAGGGAACCUUCCCUGAUGCGAGAGAACAAGAGAUAAGGAUGGGCCAAAUGGCCAUGGGAGGUGCUAUGGGCAUGAACAAUAGAGGCGCCAUGCCCCCUGCUCCUGUGCCAACUGGUACUCCAGCUCCUCCAGGACCUGCCACUAUGAUGCCAGAUGGAACCCUGGGAUUGACCCCUCCAACAACUGAACGUUUCGGCCAAGCUGCUACAAUGGAAGGAAUUGGAGCAAUUGGUGGAACUCCUCCUGCAUUCAACCGUCCAGCUCCAGGAGCUGAAUUUGCUCCAAAUAAACGCCGCCGUUAUUAAAUAAAGUUGCAGUGUCUAGUUUCCCGCAACCCUUAAAAGAAGAGCCCUUUUUGGACUAGCCAGAAUUCUACCCUGGAAAAGUGUUAGGGAUUCUUCCCAAUAGAUAGGUCUUCCCUGCCUGUACCACUCUAGGGAGUAUGCUUGGAGGCAGAGGGCAAGGGAGGGGUGGUAUUUUUAACAAAUCAAAGUCUGGUAUAUUACUUUAUCAAGUCUGUCUGGAGCAUUCCUGAAGUGUACUGGUUGUUGGAGGGCCUGGAGAACCAUAGGAAAAUGGACUCAGAACUCCAUUAAUCUUGAUCAUUCCUAUUUCCUUCCUUCCUUU